Messenger RNA from Mycena citricolor, 564 nucleotides. The record is from the annotation of a GenBank genome assembly. NCBI's taxonomy places the organism in Eukaryota, Fungi, Basidiomycota, Agaricomycetes, Agaricales, Mycenaceae.
CUCGCGGUCUCUUAUAUUCCGCAGGCAGCCCACACACUGCGCCGUCCAGGGUGAAAUGCGAGUCGAAACGCUGCGCCGCCAGCUAGUGCUCGUAUUGGCAGCCGCACCACGGAGUGAUGUGUCCCUUUACAUGGCUCUGUGGUCCGGACACCGGUUAGGGGCGAGUGCGGAUGCCUUUGGCUGGCACGCUCAGCUACCAGACGAUACGGGACGAAGACGUGUGGCCGGCCGUCGCUGUCGCUGCUGCAUUCGGGGUCUUUCUGCCGCAUCUCUCCACACACGCCACGACCGAAGCUGUUCCUCGAGCUGCCCUUCCUCUUGUUGCUGGGUGCUGAUACUGCGCGGGUCAGCCAAUGUGUGACACCCUCCUUGGAUCUGGGCAUUCAGCGUGACAUGGAAUCUGUUCAGCUCGCUGAUCAGACUCGGAUGCACACUCGCAAACGACGAGUUGUCCGCAAACGGCUGCUUGGGCGAAUGCGAUAAUAAGCACCCACAAAGUGGAUCUUCGGCCGGCUAAGCUCUUUUUGUCAGAGGAUGCGUAUUCCCGCUGAAGGAUUGACAGCU